AUGAAACCUCUAGAAAAAAUGUCUCCAUCCUACCACCCAGGUCCUCCCAACUACACCCUCCAACCUAAAAAAAACCCCCUCGACCAAACGACCGCCCUCUCCAUCAUCAACAUCCCCCCCUCCACCACCGUCCGCGACCUCAUCCGCAGCAUCAUGUCCGUCGGCCCAACAGGCCGCAUCCUGUUCGCCCGCCUCUACGAAACCCCCUCGAGCAGCAGUCCCACCCCCGCCAAAACAGCCAAGGUCGCGUUCGCCACGCGCGCAGAGGCCCAGCGCCUCUUCGUUAUCGCACACCAGGGCCUGUUCCAGGUGCAGGGCGCCACGGUCCGCGCGUUCUGGAGCAGCGAGCUGUGGACGUCGCUCGAGUGCGCCGGGCCCAUCUCGCGCGUGCUGAUCAUCCAGGGCCCGCGUGAGGUCGUCAACCAGAACAGGCUGCGGCAGUAUUUUCAGAACAGGCUGAGGAGGUGCGAUACCGAGCAUUUCGUCUUUACUGAGUUGAAUAAUGAGCCGGAGAGAGAGGGUGGUGGUGGUAAUGGAGGCGCGUCUGGUCACGUGCAGGCUAUCUGGCGGUUUGGGAGCUGGUUUGAUCAGGCCGAAAUGGCAGUCGAGUGCCUCAAGAGAGACUUUCCACUCCUGGUUACUGUUCGCUAUGGGUAUGAUCCUUGCUGCUGCUCACCUGGUCCAGCUGCCAGGGUUCUUUGGAACUCGUAA
Molecule: messenger RNA, 711 nt
Organism: Cryphonectria parasitica EP155
Lineage: Eukaryota; Fungi; Ascomycota; Sordariomycetes; Diaporthales; Cryphonectriaceae
Exons: 2
Coding region: 1-711 (236 amino acids)
Source: RefSeq, a predicted model, not a curated record